AUGACUUGCGGAGACAGAGAGCGAAUGACAGCCAACCAUGAGACCUACCUUCUUAUGGCCAGCACCCAGAAUGACAUGGAGGAUUGGGUGAAGACCAUCCGGAGGGUCAUCUGGGCCCCUUUCGGUGGAGAUGUUCCUGACUCUGGUGGAAUCGGUGUGCUGAUUACUGGGGCUCCAGCUGUGCCGUCUGGGUUUGUUAUCAUUGCCCGUGCUGGCAGACAGUGGCCUACUUUGUGCGGGGCGUUUGUGCCCAGGCGGGCAGCUUUCAUUGACAAAGUGAAUGGACCCGGCCGGGGCCGGCCCCCUCUUGUUUUCAGAGCAGCGAGUUUGACGUCUAUCGCAGUUGACUGCUCUUCAAAAGGACGAGCCGUUUUGUCAAAGACGCGGCCGGACCGAGGCAGCACAGACCGACUGAGUCAUGAAACGAAACCCGGGGAGCUCCAAAACAAAGCCACGUUACGCCGGAUGCUUUUUGUUGUCGUGCUGAGCAGCCUGAAGAGGAGAGCAGACUCUGACAUGUGCAGCUGUGGGUUCUCCGUCUGGAUCCUCGGAGAUUUGUUCCAUGGGAUUUUCGGGCAGAAGCUGGAGGAGACGGUGCGGUACGAGCGCAGAUUCGGGAACAAGCUGGCCCCCAUGCUGGUGGAGCAGUGCGUGGACUUCAUCCGGCAGUGGGGGCUCCGGGAGGAGGGCCUGUUCAGGCUCCCGGGACAAGCCAACCUGGUCAAAGAGCUGCAGGACGCCUUCGACUGUGGAGAGAAACCAUCUUUUGACAGUAACACGGACGUGCACACGGUGGCCUCCCUGCUCAAGCUCUACCUCAGAGAGCUGCCAGAGCCCGUCAUCCCGUUCCAAAAGUAUGAAGAAUUCCUGGCCUGCGCCAAGCUCCUCGCCAAAGACGACGAAACGGGCGUGAAGGAGCUCCAGAGGCUGGUGGAAAGUCUACCUCCAGUCAACUACAACCUCCUCAAGUACAUCUGCAGAUUUCUGGAUGAAGUGCAGUCGUAUUCAGGAGUGAAUAAAAUGAGCGUCCAGAACCUGGCCACCGUGUUUGGGCCCAACAUCCUGAGGCCCAAGAUGGAGGAUCCCGUAACGAUAAUGGAAGGAACCGUCCUGGUCCAGCAGCUCAUGGCCGUUUUGAUUGGCCGCCAUGACGUGCUUUUCCCCGGCAACGGCGAGGAGGACAGCCCCACGGCGCUGGAGCUCGCCAACAACAACAACACGGCGUCCCAGAACGCCGAGAACAACAACAACCACACGCACCCCCCUCGGCAGUGCGUGUGGGAGGCGCCCGGGUCGCCCGCCGGCCGUCGCCGCGGGCAGCAGCUGGACAACGGCGGCUCGCCGCGCCCGGGGAGCCCCCGGCGGCGCCCGGACGCCGCCCGCAGCCCGCCGCUGACCGUGAAGAAGAACCCGGCCUUCAGCAAGGGCAGCGGCAUCGUCACCAACGGCUCCUUCAGCUCCUCGCCAUCCUCGGAUUCGGCCCUGGAGAAGGGCCUGACCGUUGUCGGGGGCGCGCCCGUGCGGAGGGGCGGCGGCCUCAAAGGCACCAAGAUGGGCACGGGGGGCGUGGCGGGCGGGGGGGGGCGGGGCCAGCCCCCCCGGGAAUGGCGUGGUCGUCCCCGGGAGCCCCGGCGGGCGCCCGGCGCCAACGGCUGCGUCCUGCUCCGGGAGGCCGGCCGGACGCGGGACGGCGGCGGCCAGACGGCCAAUCAGAACCGGCUGUCCACCUACGACAACGUCCAGCUGAACCAGCAGAACCUGGUCCGGACGGCGAGCGCGUGCCUGAACGGCGGCGGCGGCGGCGGUUCGGAGGACAAGCAGAGCGUGGACAGCGCCACCUGGUCCACCUCCUCCUGCGAGAUCUCGCUGCCGGACAACUCCACCUCCUGCCGCUCCUCCACCACCACCUGCCCCGAGCAGGACUUCUACGGGGGGCCCUACGAGGACCUGGACGGGCCGGAGGGGGGCGGGCAGGAGAUGCACAAGCAGAAGAUCGAGUACGAGGCCAGGAUCAAAAGCCUGGAGCAGCGGAACCUGGAGCUGGAGACGGAGAUGGUGAGCCUCCACGAGGAGCUGGACCAGGAGAGGAAGAAGUACACCAUGGCCGAGAUCAAGCUGCGCAACGCCGAGCGGGCCAAGGACGACGCCGAGCGCCGCAACCAGAUGCUGCAGAAGGAGAUGGAGCAGUUCUUCUCCACCUUCAGCGACCUCACCGCCGCCGGGGGCGCCCCCCCGGCCGCCGACCCCCGCCGGCCGGACCGCAACAACCCCAUCUGGAUCCAGUGA
This is a messenger RNA of Menidia menidia (Atlantic silverside), 2286 nucleotides long. The record is from the annotation of a GenBank genome assembly. Lineage: Eukaryota; Metazoa; Chordata; Actinopteri; Atheriniformes; Atherinopsidae.